Bombina bombina (fire-bellied toad) is the source of this 1604-nucleotide messenger RNA. RefSeq names its product hydroxyacid oxidase 2 (gene HAO2). Gene Ontology annotation, molecular function: FMN binding; oxidoreductase activity. NCBI's taxonomy places the organism in Eukaryota, Metazoa, Chordata, Amphibia, Anura, Bombinatoridae. The record is from RefSeq and is a predicted model, not a curated record. The transcript has 8 exons. The coding region runs from base 95 to 1165 and encodes 356 amino acids.
ACUUUGGACAUAGGGGGGGUAUAGGUGCCCUCUCCUGUAGCCAGACUUGCUGGAUCCCGAAUCAGGAGGAAGGUCAGGGCAGUGAGACGUUAGGAUGUCUCUCAUUUGCCUGUCAGACUAUGAAGCCUACGCAAAGGAUCACUUGCCUAAAGCCAUCUGGGAAUACUACGCUGCUGGGGCUGAUGAGUGCGCUACACGGGACGACAAUCUACUGGCAUUUAAACGGAUCCGCCUGAGACCUCGGAUGCUCAGAGACGUCUCGGCGACAGACACACGGACCACAGUUUUAGGGACAGAGAUAAGUUGUCCAAUUGGCAUCGCACCCACAGCUUUCCACUCCUUGGCAUGGCCAGAAGGGGAAACGAACACUGCCAGAGCGGCUGAGUCCCUUAAUCUAUGCUAUGUGGCCAGCACAUAUGCCACCUGCUCUGUAGAGGAAAUUGUGGCAGCUGCACCUGAGGGCUUACGAUGGUUCCAACUCUAUGUCUACCGGGACCGUAAAUUGUCUGAGCAUUUGGUGCACCGGGUGGAAGCUCUGGGGUUCAAGGCUUUGGUGCUCACUGUGGAUGUUCCAUACACUGGAAAGAGAAGAACUGACAUCCGCAAUAACUUCCGCCUCCCACCACACCUCAAGGUCAAAAACUUUGAGGGAGUUUUUGAGGAGCACCGUGGCCCUGAUAAUUAUGGUGUCCCAGUCAAUACCCUUGACCCGUCCAUCAACUGGAAGGACAUUCAGUGGCUUAAGAGUUUGACCCGCCUUCCAAUCAUUAUAAAGGGAAUUUUAACCAAAGAGGAUGCAGAGUUGGCAGUGGAGCAUGGUGUCCAAGGGAUAAUCGUGUCCAACCAUGGGGGACGUCAGCUUGAUGGGGAACUUGCAACGAUUGAUGCUCUGUCUGAGAUUGUGGAAGCAGUACAGGGUCGGAUCGAGGUAUACGUAGAUGGAGGGAUUCGGACCGGAAGUGAUGUGCUGAAGGCGCUGGCCCUUGGAGCAAAGUGUGUGUUCAUCGGGAGGCCCAUAGUGUGGGGUCUGACAUAUAAGGGAGAAGAGGGAGUGCGAAGUGUUCUACAGAUCCUGACAGACGAGUUCCGUCUCUCUAUGGCACUCUCAGGAUGUCGAAAUGUCUCUGAAAUCAAUCGAAAUCUCAUCCAGUUCUCUAAACUUUAAGCUUCCUGACUGUACUGACUGAGGUGGAAGGAGGAACUGAAGCCCUGUCCAGCAGACACUAUACAAAUAUACUAACUGUCAAUGAGCGACAAGUAAAAUAUCACUUUUGUUUAUCAACAUUCAAAUUUGACUUUGUGAGGUCAUAGGACAAAUCUACAUCACUUGGUACCUUAUUGUGUCUUAACUGUUGUAUUGUACUGAUUGGCCGCAACCUACAACUUUAUUUAACUCUAUUUUAUAACAGCCUGUUUUAACCCCUUGACUGCCAGAGAAGAAAGCAACACAUUGCCUAAUACAAUAACAAAAUGCUCGGAUUUGGCAGAUUAUUAGACUCAUUUUCCCAAGUGAUUAAACACAUUAAGAGUAUUAUAAAACACCUUGUGAUUGUAAAUAACAUGUUUCAUUAUGUGCAGUACAAAAAUACAAAAAUAAACAAAAA